AUGUUGGUGUUGAACUGCGAUUGCGAUGUUCGCGAGGUCCAGAUCCAUUACUCGUUACCAGCUGAAAAUUCAGCUUGUCCAUCCGUGCAACGAACAUGUCAGGCCAUCUGUCAGUGGCCUCCCUCGAGGACGUUUUGCUUAGCGAGGAAUCAAUUCCAAAAGACGUAUUCCGUUAAUCGCGAAGACGAGACAUUAAUCUCAUAUCUGAACUACGAAGCCCGACGAGAGGUUGAGUGCGUGGUUGUGCUUCAGAAAACGUCGUUCCAGCGGGUUGUUCGAAGUGCCUUCGACGUAAUCACAGUGUCAGACCCCGUCUCUGCUGCUCAUAGAGCGCACGGAGGCAGACAUUGGACGGUGGUUCCGAUUCGUUUAGUAAUGUUGUCAGCGGAACACGACAGUCGAGAAGGUGACCGCGGUACUUCUUUAGACUUCUUUUUCCCUGUGCUGCUUUUAGAAGUUUCGAUUGCCUGUACUUUCGAAGAUCUUUCUGCAAAGCUUCUGCAACUGGUAUUGGCCCAGUCCUUCGAGAUGUGA
Messenger RNA from Strongylus vulgaris, 534 nucleotides. The record is from the annotation of a GenBank genome assembly. NCBI's taxonomy places the organism in Eukaryota, Metazoa, Nematoda, Chromadorea, Rhabditida, Strongylidae.